AGUCCCAAUUUUCGCCUCUUAUAAUAAGCGGGAAAAUAGAAAACCCUUUCCUCUCUGAAGGAAAAUAACCUCAAUUUCACAUUGCAGCAAUGGCGCCAGUUUUGCCGAGCUCUCAGCAAUGGGUCGAGAAAUAUCGACCGAAACAAGUGAAGGAUGUUGCGCACCAAGAAGAGGUUGUUCGAGUUCUUACCAACACUUUGGAGACAACCAAUUGUCCGCACAUGCUAUUUUAUGGGCCUCCCGGUACUGGGAAAACCACUACAGCUCUUGCCAUUGCUCAUCAGCUUUACGGCCCUGAGUUAUACAAGUCUAGAGUACUGGAGCUGAAUGCUAGUGAUGAUCGUGGGAUAAAUGUUGUUCGUACGAAAAUAAAAGAUUUUGCUGCUGUUGCUGUUGGCUCUGCACGUCAAGGUGGUUAUCCUUGCCCACCUUAUAAGAUUAUAAUUCUUGAUGAGGCAGAUUCGAUGACUGAAGAUGCUCAGAAUGCCUUGAGACGCACCAUGGAGACAUACUCAAAGGUUACAAGAUUCUUCUUCAUCUGUAACUACAUCAGCAGAAUUAUAGAACCCCUUGCAUCUAGGUGUGCGAAAUUCAGAUUCAAACCACUUACAGAAGAAAUUAUGACAUCUCGCAUUCUAUACAUCUGCGACGAGGAAGGUCUUAACUUGGAUCCAGAGGCUCUUACAACCUUAAGUUCUAUCUCUCAAGGUGAUCUGCGACGUGCUAUAACGUAUCUACAAGGUGCUGCUCGCUUAUUCGGAUCCUCAAUUUCAUCUAAGGACUUAAUCAGUGUGUCCGGUGUCAUCCCUGAUGAUGUCGUGCAGGCUCUCUUUGCAGCUUGCAGAAGUGGUGAUUUCGACAUGGCUGACAAGGAAGUAAAAAACGUGAUUGCUGAAGGUUAUCCAGCUUCUCAGAUGCUCAAUCAUUUGUACGAUGUAGUUGUCGGAUCAGAUGACAUACCAGAUGACCAGAAAGCAAGAAUAUGCAAGAAAUUUGGAGAGGCAGAUAAGUGUCUUGUAGAUGGAGCUGACGAGUAUUUGCAACUGUUGGAUGUGGCUAGCAGUAUAAUGCGCGCACUCAACAACAUGCCACAAGAAUUCCCUUUCGGGAGCUAGGUCUCUGCUUCCUCUGGUGAGCUGUCUAGUUUUUUCCUAAGUCUAAGAAUCCUUAAACCUAGUGAAGAAACUUGUAGUGGAUUCAUGCUGGAAGAAUCCUUAUUACUUUAUUAUCAGAUUUUAAUGCCAUAAAAUUGGGAUAGAGAGGGUUCUUGGUUAAGUAUGAAUCUUUUUGUAUGUAUUUGCGCUUACAAGUUUGGGAAACAGAAAAUCAAGUUUGAUAUCAUGGUUCUAAA
Molecule: messenger RNA, 1351 nt
Organism: Salvia miltiorrhiza (redroot sage)
Lineage: Eukaryota; Viridiplantae; Streptophyta; Magnoliopsida; Lamiales; Lamiaceae
Product: replication factor C subunit 2
Exons: 12
Coding region: 90-1115 (341 amino acids)
Biological process (GO): DNA repair; DNA-templated DNA replication
Cellular component (GO): nucleus; DNA replication factor C complex
Molecular function (GO): DNA clamp loader activity; DNA binding; ATP hydrolysis activity
Source: RefSeq, a predicted model, not a curated record